UUUUUCAACCCUUGCUUUCCACUGUAGAUGCCAAUAUAUACACGUUUCUUCUCCUCAUCUUCUUCUUCUUGUUCUCAAAUUUGACCUAAAUUUCACGAUUUUCACUUUCAUUUGGCGUUUCAAGCGCGAGCAAUCAUGGCCACAACCGGACACAACAGUCUCAAUGCCAAACUCGUUCUCCUGGGAGACAUGGGUGCCGGAAAAUCAAGUCUCGUCCUACGCUUCGUCAAGGGCCAAUUUCUGGAAUACCAGGAAUCCACGAUUGGAGCAGCGUUCUUCUCCCAGACGGUGGCUGUCAGUGAUGUGACGGUGAAGUUUGAGAUAUGGGACACAGCAGGUCAAGAGAGGUACCACAGUUUGGCUCCCAUGUACUACAGAGGUGCUGCUGCUGCUAUCAUCACAUACGACAUUACUUCCACGGAUUCAUUCAAUCGUGCUAAAAAGUGGGUGCAAGAACUCCAGAAGCAAGGUAACCCAAACAUGAUUAUUGCCUUUGCUGGGAAUAAAGCUGAUUUGGGGGACAAAAGGAAAGUGACAGCUGAAGAGGCACGAGUGUAUGCUGAGGAAAAUGGCCUUUUCUUUAUGGAGACUUCUGCCAAAACUGCUGCCAAUGUAAAUGAAGUAUUCCAUGAAAUAGCAAAGAGGUUGCCAAGAGCUCAGCCUGCUCAAAAUCCACCUGGGAUGGUUCUUGUCGACAGGGCCACAGAAGGUUCUCGAGCUGCGUCAUGCUGUUCAUAGGCAGAUGUUUCUAUUCCACAGUAUUUUCUUUUUUUUUUCCUCCACUUUUCACCUCCACCUCGUUUCCCUUGUGGUUUGCUUGAGGUACGUAUGUCCUGUCUGAGCAAAGCUUCUGAAACUUCCAAGUGACUAGGUGGUUGAACAAAAAACUCUUGUUCAUGAAGCAUUUACCCUAUAAGUGAAGUGCUUUGUGCAGUUGCUGUUAUGAUUAUGGGGGAGGGCUUGAUUGAAGGUCCCUUGGACAAAUUGGUGAAUGUAUAUUCAUUUUAUUUACAUACGGAAGUACUCUUAGUUGGCUUAUGUGAGAAGAAAAAACCUCUUUGGACAAAAUUAUUGUAGUAAUUCACAUGGUUCUUCUCCAUGGAAAACAUUUGAUGAAGAUCUUAUUAAUCAGUGUCUCUAUUAUUUGAUUC
Messenger RNA from Tripterygium wilfordii, 1151 nucleotides. RefSeq names its product ras-related protein RHN1. The transcript is spliced from 7 exons. Gene Ontology annotation, molecular function: GTP binding; GTPase activity. The coding region runs from base 136 to 738 and encodes 200 amino acids. The record is from RefSeq and is a predicted model, not a curated record. NCBI's taxonomy places the organism in Eukaryota, Viridiplantae, Streptophyta, Magnoliopsida, Celastrales, Celastraceae.